Molecule: messenger RNA, 11326 nt
Organism: Pomacea canaliculata
Lineage: Eukaryota; Metazoa; Mollusca; Gastropoda; Architaenioglossa; Ampullariidae
Product: ras-responsive element-binding protein 1-like
Biological process (GO): regulation of transcription by RNA polymerase II
Cellular component (GO): nucleus
Molecular function (GO): DNA-binding transcription activator activity, RNA polymerase II-specific; RNA polymerase II cis-regulatory region sequence-specific DNA binding
Source: RefSeq, a predicted model, not a curated record
UGACGUUGACACCGGGUACCUUGUCGCAAUAUUACCUCAGUGCAGCUGAGCGAGGCUCCGCGAUAUUUUUAGCAUGUUAUGUGCACAGAGAAUGGUCCUCGACAGUCUUUCACAGACUGUGUUUCUGUUUCGAGGAGAGACGCAGACGACACAGCAAAGCUGAAAUAUUUCUUCGGUUAAACUAACCCCGCGCACCCCGCGAUGUGUGCAGCACCGGGCCCCUAACGGCCGCGCCAGUCAUUUGUUGUGGUGAUUCUCCAUCCCCGACAGGGCCCCAGUGUCGUUCUGUGGCGGCGACAGACGACAGGGCUGCUGACGCAUGCUGGGAUGCGAGCUACGCAUGCUCGGCAGAAUCUUCAGUAUUCUGGUGUGAGCAGCGGCUACCGGCCGCAGACGGGAAAAUGACGCGGCGCAAGCAGAGUAACCCCAGGUCGGUCAAAGUUCUGGGGGAGCGAUAGAGAUAGUGGAGCCAGAAUCAAUCCAUUCAAACCAUGACUGUGAUACUACAGAAGAGACUAACGAGCAGGACUAUGGAGACUAUGGCCCAUUGGUUGUGGACACCAGCACCAGCGUGUAUGCAGGGGUAGAUUCUCCCCCACCUUCAGAAAGUGAUCGUCAGAGAGUCACAACCUCAGCUGCGUCACUAUCCAGCCCACCACCUGUUCACCACAAUAUGCAGCAGCAAUAACAACCAAGACCUACAUAAAGCCACCUGCACCAUCUGUUUUGGAAGUCAUAGAAGAAAUGGCUCCACAGCCAUUGUCUCUGUUAUCAUCAGUUUCGUCACCCCCAUCUCCUGGUCCAUCCACUCCAUCUAGCCUUGCCAGCAGUACAGGUCUGGUUGAGUCUGUGGCCACCAAGCAGCGCAGAGGAAAAAAGAUUAUGCCUGUACCCGGGACAGAUGGGAAAGCACGCUGGCAGUGCCCGAUAUGCAGUGAAGAGCUGUCUUCUGAUCAUGACUUGACAGUACAUAUUCGAUCUCACAACACUGCGCAGUCACAAAAUCCAAACACAUGUACUAUCUGUAAUAAGGUGCUUAGCUCCCAGAGCUCUUUGGACAGACAUAUGCUCGUUCAUUCAGGUGAACGCCCGUUCCAAUGCAAAGUGUGUAAGAUGACUUUCACCACUAAUGGAAACAUGCAUCGCCACUCUCGAAUCCAUGCUAAAGAUGAGCUUAAAGCUGCAAUGUCUCAGGCAUCACUGGAAACAGGGACUAAAGCGUCUCGAUCCUCAUCAUCCACCUCCUCAAAAGCUCGAUUACCAAAUGUAAUACAGCCAGCAAGUAGUGCUGGCAACAAAGGGACAAUUCGCACAUCUUGGCAUAAACCUGGGUCAUACAACCACAAAGAAAUCAUCUCUACUGAAAGCAUCCUGAAAAAGGUUACCUCUGGUGUGGAUCUGCACCAGGCUCUUCAUGGGAAAAUCCAAUUCUUCUCAUCUCCCGUUUCAUGGUUUGUUCGAAUGAAAGUCUUUCAGAUUCCUAACAGCACUCUCUUUUCUGCUCAUCUUGAUCUCAAGAGGACAUCACAGCAAGAAAGUACAACAUCUCCUAGUUCUAAGAAGAGAAAGUAUGAUAAUGACAUUGAUUUAAAAGCAGGAUCACCCACACAGGAAAUGCUUCAGGUCGAUGCAGAGAGGUUUGGAAAUGAAGGAGACUUGGCUGUUGACCUAACCAUAGCAGAUGCUGCAGAGGAGACAGGAAAGAAACCUAGCUCCUUCCACAUUCAAGACAAUAAACAUUCCAGUCCUUCAGGAAAAUUAGAUUAUGCUGAUGCUAACUGCUUGAGUCAUGCUCAUGACCAGUCCCAAGAAGAAGUUCAUUGUCCAUUAUGUAAUAAAGGCUUACUCAGUGACUUUGGCUUGUCCUCUCAUCUUAAAGCUCACCACAGUGGUGAUGAGGUUAAAAGCAUUUUACAAGAAUCCAUGGAAGAGGAGACCCACAAGGAAGAAGAGGGUUUGGAAGAGCUGUCUCACUCCUGUAACAAAUGUCAAAAGGCGUUCUCUUCUUUGCAAAAACUUGAUGUUCACAAUCGCCUUACACAUAGUUCCAAAAAGCUACAUUCAGAGUUGGCAGUCUCAUUGGCAUCAUCACCUGUCAGACUUCCACAGCUCAAUGGACUAAGCAAGGUUCUUGAUACUGCUAUCCCUGGAUUUUGUGACUUAGAUUUCAUAGACUUCACCACUGAAAAGUUUCCAUUAGUGGCAAAAGUUUGGUGUGAGAAGAACCCAAGGCGUAAAAGUUCAGUGUUUCAUGACUUUUCCUGCCCAAAAUGUAACUACAGCUUUCCAAACCGUGGCGCACUUGCACUUCAUAUGGCAUCCCAUAAGCCUGACAGCUGGACCUCAUGUCCACUAUGUGACUGCUACUUUGUCAGCCCAGAUAUUCUGCACACACACUUGUCCAAACAUAUUGCUGACAAAGCAAUGAUACAGGCACUAGAACUGAAAGACAACGAGUCAUGUGGCAAGCCAGAGUCCAUGGACAAGGCAGACUUCAUGGGCAUGUUUGAGCUGGUAUCAACAAAAGAUCUGAGUCAGUCACGCAAAAAUGAAACUGUUAUAGAAUCAAUUAGCAAGGAGCAAAACGAUGUAUAUUUUAAAUUAAUUGAUUUGGUGAUUAAGAAAAAUGCAGGUGAAAACAUUUCAUCUUCAGCAUAUUCAGCCAAGGAAAGGGAUGUAACAGACACUAACAUUUUGAAAUGCUUGAACAAAGGGAAACCUGUUGCUCACUCUUCGUUCCUAGAUGGUGGUCAUGCCUUGCAAAGCUCUCCAACUCUCUCUGGUGCCUUAGAAGAAUUUCCGUCCAAAAUGCAAACUCCAGAGCUGCCUUCAGGUGUACUGUCUUCUGAAGCUUUAAUGAUGUCCUCACCCAUAAUUCCAGAUGCAGGGAGUUCACUUUCUGCCAUUGACUCACAUCCGUCCAGUUUAUCUCCAAUAGCACAUUAUGGCUUACAACAUGGUCCCAGGCAUGGUUCUUUCACUCCAACAUCUGCUUGUCCAAGUCCUAUUGGAUCUGAAGAAGGAGAAAACCUCCUUGAUGCAAAGCACAAAAAUGUGUUUUCCUGCAAGUACUGUGGCCAGGCUUUCUCUAACUACCGUGCUUUGAAAGGCCAUGUCAGAGUUCACCUGGGACUCUCUCCCUACAAAUGCAACCUGUGUACUUAUUCAAGCGCUGACAAGAGCACAUUGAUUCGACACCUACGAACACACAAUGGAGAACGCCCCUUCCAGUGCCUCAUCUGUGAUUAUGCCUUCACCACUAAGGCAAAUUGUGAACGCCAUGUGAGGAAAAAGCAUGAUAAAGUGGAGAAAGAAGAAAUUGAGAGGGCCAUUGCAUACAACAAGUACACAACUGACCUCACCACAGCCCUAGACAACUUCCAUUCACCAGACACCGUCUGCAAGUACUGUGGUCGUGACUUCAAGUUUUUCCGCGCCCUGAAACACCACCUUCGUUCACACAGCAGCUGUCAGCAGAAACCAUUUAUUUGCACCAGAUGUCAGGUGGGUUUCUCCAUGAAGGCCAAUGCUAUCCGCCACAUCCAAAAGCAACAUGAGGAUGUGCCCCAGUGUGACAUUGAGCACUAUAUUCAUGUCAAUGAGCUGGCUAUUGUCGAUGGCACCCAGGAUAAUGAACAUGAUGACAGCAUGGUAAAUAGCAGUCGUGAUAUUUCUUCUUUCUCUGCGCUAGCAUCUAGUCUGCAAAUAGCUGCUGCAUCAGCACCUCCUGUUGCUCACUUAGUACCGACUACGUCAGGCGAAUUGUUAUUGACCAAUGGCCUACCAAGAAGCCAACAUUUCAGCCAGCCAUUGGACUUCACUUUAAACAAUGCUGGCAUGGCUGCCCGCCUGUCAAGGUUGUUGUCUGCUCAGCUCAAAGUGGAGAAGACAGGAGAAAAACAAGAAGAUAAUCAGCCCAUUGAUCUGACCACAAAGAAAAGGACAUUUUCGACAUCCUCUUCUUCUUCAGUAGCCUCCCCUGCUCCUGAUGUAACCAGCUUAGCUGCCCAUGACAAACAGACUGCACACACACCCCUUGGAUCAAGAAAGGGCUCACCAUGUGCUCAAGAGAUGCAGCAAAACCUGAAGAUUCCUUGUCCUCUCUGCCAAAAGACUUUUACUGUCAAGGAGGAAGCUUCUGCACACUUGCGUGACAUUCAUCAGAUUCCUUCUCCAGCUUAUUUUGAAAAUCUGCUUACCAGUGAUGGGAAUAACAACACUAGCAAUCCACAUCUUCCCCAUUUUCUUUCAAUGAUGAUGCCACCACUGUCUCUCCCAUCACUCAUGCAAACAGGUUUUACAGCACAUCCUGCAUUUCCUUUGGUGCAGCAACAGAAACUGGCUUAUCGUGUGCCUCAGAAUAUUCAUCCAUCUUUCAUACCUAACCUUGCUUCUGUCAAGAAAGAGCCAGGAACUACUGGUUCAGGCAGUGAUUCAGGUUGUGACCUGGCUUCAGUGAACAAAAUGCUUGAUGCAGCAGACGCCCAUAACUUCCAAGCCUUUCUUGUACCUCAAGCCACAAGCUCUGGGAGUGAGGACAGUGACCGGCAGUCCACCAACUGGGAGAGUGCAGACGAGGAAUCAGACCACAGCUUGGACCAGCUGUAUGCACAGUCACUGAACGGUGUUACAGUGAAGCAGGAACUUCCUACUGAUUAUGGCUCGGACAGCAAAGACAGCAGCACAAAGAGAGAAGCCCCUGAGAGAAAGCAUGAGGAUGGAGAUGAUCUUGAAAUGUCAGAUGAAUCUGGUACUGAUACUUCUCUUUCAAUGAUGCCAGAUACGAUGGACCCUGAGCUAAAAAUCAUGAAUGAUGAAUCAUCGAAUCAAGGGUUGAUGGCCAAAAAGACAGAUGGAGACUUGACCCCACUGAAGAAGAAGCGUAACUCUUACGCUGACUCCCCUCACAAGCUGAGCUGUCCUCAUUGCCCACGUUCCUUCCCUUGGGUGAGCUCUUUGAAGAGGCACCUUCUGACACAUACAGGUCAAAAGCCUUUUAAAUGUGCACGGUGUCCAGUGACGUUCUCCACCAAGUCUAACAGAGAAAGGCAUCUUAUCCGUAAACACGGUGUCAACAUGCUUGAUCCUGCAUCUCGUCAAACCAUGGAUCGUCCUUACAAAUGCCAUUUAUGUGUUUUCAGUUCUUUUUCCACUCAAAGCAACCUGCUGAAACAUUACAAAGAACGACAUCCUGAGCAUAAACCACCAGAAUUUUACCUGGACAGGCUGUCAGAGGAAGAUGGUUAUUCGGAUAUGAUUGGACUGGAACUGAGCUCAAACAGUACAGAUGAAACUUCCCAUUCCAACAGUGGCUUAAAGGUUACUGGAAGAAUUGUUGACAUAACUUCUUCUACAGAUGGUACUUCUGAGGUUUCACAACCACCAUCAUCAAAGGCAAAAUCUGUGGAAGCUGUUAUUGCUGCUUUGGUAAGAAAGGAAGCAGAUUCCCCAUGUACAAACUACAGUGCAAGCAACUUUGAUGAUAACGAUGAAGACAGCAGUGACAAUGCCCAAAAUCACCUACCUUUCUUGUCAUCAUCAUACAGUGGCUCUGCAGAGCGACAUAUCAACCCAGAGAGAGACAACUACAAUGUGGACAAGAUAACUCAUUGCUGGAAAUGUGGUGACGAGUUCAGCUCUCGCAAACUGCUGGUGAGACACUUAAAAGAACAUAACAUUGAUCUGCCUUUUAAGUGCUAUCUGUGUGAUGCUUCAUAUGACAUCCGGCUGGAGUGCUUGUCGCAUCAGGAAAAGCAACAUUCGUCUGACUGGGCUAUCCUCAAGGAGAAGAAUGGUGUGGAGUCUGUGGAAGAAUAUGCUGAUCGCCUUGAUCAUAUUGUGGAACGAAACUGCAAGACAGGACAAUUUUUGGAAGAUGGUGAUGAUGAGACUGCUGCCAUUGGAACUGGAGGGGAGGAUGGUCAGGGAGAAGUAAUGGCCUCUGACUAUCUGCAGCGUAAAGUGUACUGCUCUCUUUGUCCCAAGAGGUUUUGGUCUCUGCAAGAUUUGCGCAGACAUAUGAGAUCCCAUACAGGUGAGCGCCCAUUUGAGUGUGACAAAUGUGGAAAGCGGUUUACGCUAAAACACAGCAUGAUGAGACAUCGUCGAAAACAUGCUGGCAAUCAUGACUCUCCAUCAGUACUUAGUGAGGAUGAGGAUUCCAAUCAGGGGGAUAGCCCUGCAAGUGUCUACAAAGUUAUUCGCCCACAACACCCAGCUUCUCAACAGCCUUCUACAGUCUUAAAUAGUGAGAACAGUUCUUUACCUGUUGCUGACAUAAAAGAUGAAAAGGAAAAUGAUGAUGGUGAAGACAUGCUACACAAUCUCCUGGGUGUCGAGAGCUCCACCAUUGACAAGAUUAUUGAUGCAAAGGACUCGGCAGCAUCUUUGCUUGGUGUAUAAUUUUGGAUUGUAGUCAUGACUUUGUCACUGUGAUGCACUUGUUCUGUGAGAUCUUUCUUUUAAAAUCAAGAUGAAUGGUCUACAGCCUAAAUGCUUUUUUUUAAAAUCAAGAAAUGUGCUGUCAGCAUUCAAACAAGACUGAAAACAGAAGAGAUCUGAAGCCACAGAUUGCUGCACUUUUCCACCGUCUGACUCUGCAGUGUACUAAAUGUUUAAUGUUUUUAGGUACUCUAAUGUGGCUGGGAUCUUGCUGUAUAUUUACAAUAAACCAAUUUCUGUAUCAAAAAUAUCCUAACCAGUCAAAUGUGGAAAAGGCUAUGCAUUGUAUAGUCAUGUUUAUUAGUAACCAACCAAAAUGUUUUCUUUAUGAUCAUGCUGCCAAGGCAUCUUAGUUCUUUGAUACAUCAUGGUUAUGUGUAUGCCAUGGCACUUCAAAAAAGAGGAAAAAUAAUUUUUGAGGGGUUUGAUUUAUAUGUAUUUGGAGUGAAUAAUGAAAAAUUGAUGUAUCCCUGCAAGGAAUUCAAGACCCCUGCAUUGACAGAUUAGUGUUGUUGUAGUCAUAGCCUUUCUGAACCGAGCCUGCAUGAUAUUUUUGAUAUGCAAAAAUAGAAUGAUUUAGUAGAGGCUGCCUUUUCUCUCAGAUACUGGCAAGUGAUGCUAGCUGCAUAUUAAAUGUAUUUGUUUAAACUUGUUAUAUGUAUACUUGAGGCAUAUUAUACAAAGACAAAUGACAUCAAGUAUCAGCAUGCAGAUAUGUGAUGUCUGCUGCUUAGAUAGAUUAUGUGAAAAUUAUUUCUUUGUUGAUGCAGAUUCAGAUUUCCGUCCUUUUUGCAUUUUGUAGGUGUGUGCAAUUGACAUCAAUAUUUUAUAUGAAUAGUGUCCUUUUCAGCUGCUUGGCCUUUUUUUCAUAACUCCUUUGCUCUCAGAACUUACAAAACAUUUUAAGGGAGAGAUUUUAUGCUAUGCAAAAAUCUGUGCAACCAUAACUUGUAAAUAUUUUUGUAGAUGUCAGAUAUUUUGUAGACGAAGGUCAUUUCAUGAAAAUCACCAACUCCUAGGAGUCCAUAAAUAGUUUAUUGUGUGCCUGGCAAUAAAUUGUUACUGAUGACUAGUAGGCACACAGAUUUGAUGUAAGCACUUCUUUUUUGUGGUGGAGAAAGAGGAUGGUAGGGGAAGUUCAGACAUGCAUUUCGGAGAGAGCAUAGAAUCUCCAUUCAUUUAAAAACCAGUGCCAUUGUGGUUGACCAUUUCAAAAUCAGUUUUUCCUUUCUGAUAAUUUAAAACUGGCUGCAAAAUUAUUUUUGGACAAACUUAUUGUAAAUCAGCAUUUUUAACAUACAUAUAGAUGACAUGGUUAAAGGCUUUGGUACUGCUAUUAUGCAAUCUCCAUUUGUUAAUGUUGAAUUAUGUGUUGGAAUAGUAUUCACAAAAGUGAUAUACACACAGCAUGACCUCUGGCAUUUCACUUUGUUCUCUUCAUGCUUAUUAUAAUUCCGUCCUUGAUCGUGUAAUGUGUAACUUUUUAUGUACGUGCUUUGUAAAAGACAGCCAAAAAUUAAUGCUUACGCAGGCCAAAGAUGGCUCCUGUCAUCAUGGAGUCUUAUAGAUGUAGGCAUUAAAAAAAUUUUUUAUUAAAAAAAAAAUCGUAGAAUUAUCCCUAUUCUUACAUAAUUUAAUCAGUAUUUUAAAAGAAAUUGCUGCAUGAUUAUGUUAAAGUAUACAUUAUCCCUUUGAUAUAUCAAAGUUUACUUUUCAGAAGUUAGUAAAGUUGAAAUAUCAGUAUGUACAACCUUUUGAAUGUUGUUACGAUAGAUCAAGUCUAUGUUAUUUAUUGCAAGACUGUAUGCUGUGCAAUCUUUAUGAAUUGAGAAAAAGGUUUUCUUGCUUUAUUUAUGACUAGAGGCUUUUAAACUGCUAGAUCUCAGGCUGUUUGGUGUGGUCAUAACAAAACUAAUGGAGCCUUGGGUUUAAACCUCAUAGUUGAAAAGAGCUGAAAUAUUUGAGAGUUUAGAAUGCUCAUUCCCAUUAUUCAAAUUUAGAAAGGAUUAAACAAUUUGCAUGACUGUUGUAAAGCGUAAGGCUAGGUACAGGUUACUACUUCAGUUUAUCUAAGAAUCAUCAUAUUAAUGACGUACUCAGAUAAACUGAAUUAGCUCCUGUACAUGUUCACUAAAUAUGAUCAUGUUUGGUAAUAUUAUUAAUCAAGUAUUUUGUACUGACAAAACUUCAGUGUCAGUUACCUUACAAAUGCACUUUUCCUUUAUUCUUACAGAGUUGUCAACUGAUAAUGGUAUUAUGAAAUGUGUUCAUCUCUAUGUGGCAUAUACUGUGAUAUACAUAAAUUUAAAAGCUCAUUUGAAUUAUAGAUUUCUUGAAGAACUAUUUGUGUUCAAAUAUUUUAAAAUACUUGGUAAGUUUGUCAAAAGACACCCUCCAUUCUCUGGUACUGCCUUCAGCAUAAAAGUUUGUGUACUGAAUACUGAAAUAGGAGAAAGAAAAUACUGAACAUAAAAUAAAUGAAUGUUAAGUGGGCAAGAUAUUUACUGACACAGAUGUUUUAGUGAUCAUUAUUUCCUUGUCUAUUAAAGAUAUUCCACUCCGAGUCUCAAAUAUACAUUUGUGGAGGUUACCUGCUGACAGGGAAGUUAAUUUAUCAAGGUGAAACACUUGCAACAGCUGUCUCACUUUCUAUGGUGUUGCUUAAAUAUUGUAGCUGCUGCAAUCAUAUGCUGAGCAGUUCACAAUCUGAACAUAGGGAAAUUAUUGAUCGUGGGUGGGGCUGUCUUUUUUACUGCAUUUCACAGUGGACUGUGAUCCACUUAGUCCUGACUGGCAGUUUGUUUCUCUGUCUUACAGGUGGUCAUUUUAUAGCUACUUUGCACAGCAUGCCAUGAAUCCUUUAAGAUGACAGAUUUGAUGCAAAUAUUGACAUCUGCAGCUGAGCUUGAAAUCAAUUUGAUCUUUUUUACACUAGCCUGUGAAAAUGCAAGAUUAGCAGAGUAAAGAAUUUUUGAAUCCAAAAUCGUGUUUAACCUUUUUGUAAAUGGUAUGAGAAAAAGUUGCCACAUUUGUUAACUUUAGCCGCCCAAGACACACUAUAUUUUCCAAAUUUGUGCUGUUUUUUCCUCUUCACUACAACUCAUUGCCAUUAAAAUACAACGUUCAUUUAAAAAUCACUUGUGGGUUCUCAUCAUUGGUUCUCAUGCACCCCUAGACUGGCAUUGUCUGUCUCAAUGUCACAAAAACUUAAAGGGGUGGGAAUUUUCAAUUUGUGUUUGUUACAGUGAUUUUUAACUGCCAUAAAGAAGCACAAGUAAGAUUUUAAAUUAAAUCAAUUUCUUUAAUGAACAUUUUUUCUUUAGAAGACUUUUUUGUGUGAAAUGCAUAAUCAGUGAGCAUGUGUGUGGUUUGCAAAUUUUUUUCUUAUUAGACGUUCAUUGAUCUGCCAUGGAAGUAUUUGCAGCAUUAAUCAGUAAAUUAUGCAAAUACAUGUUAAUUUAUUUACAACAAAGUAUUUAUGAUUAAUCUGUAUUAUCAGAUGGUGAGUUAAUUUUGUAAACUUUGUCUUAGCUGUGUUUCUCACAAGUUUGCUUUUUGAAAUUGUCUAAUUACAUUGUGUUCUUUAUUCAUUCAAUUUGUUUACAAUGUCUGGUGUGUGUAUGCAAAAAAACUGCUUGUAGGAAAAUGAUUUUCUGGUCCUGUUGCAGUAAUUUAUAUAGAGCUUGAAAAAUAAUGUAUAUCAGUUAUGCUUUUUGGUACUAUAGCAUGUUCCUCUGCUAAGAACAAGAUAACCUAAAGUACAUUCCAUAAAAUUCAAUUACUAAAAAAUGUCUUCUGUUUUCUGGAAGAAGAUAAAGUGGUUUAAAAGUUACUCGUUUAUUUGUACAGUUGCAUAUUUGUUCAUGCCAUAAACCAAAAGUAUUUUAAAAGGCAUUAGAAAACUUUCUUUAAUUUUCUCAUUAUUAUUUCAAGUGUGGUUGUAGGUUAGUUUCUCCCUAGUUUAAAUUAUUUUUCUGUUUUGAGGCCUGUGAUUUUUUUUUUCUUUUGAGGGGAGUCACUUCUGGGUAGGUCAAAAGGCAAUGAUACUUUUAUGUCCCAGGGAAAAAAAUGGUUAGCAAGUGUCAACAGAAAAGGAGAUGGCUUACAAGACCUUAAGCCAUACUUCAGAUUUAGCUAACCCUGUGAUGAGUUUUAAAACUGUCACUGUGAACAUCAUUAAUAUGGUAAAGAUGGAACAUGCAUCUUACACUUCUUCUUCAGCUGGCAAACAGAUUUUCCAGAAAGCUUUCUCUACAGUUACAGAUCAAACAAAUCUUAAGCAUUAUGGUCAACAUGAGACAUAAUGCGGAGGGCAAAACUGUCUACCUUUUUCUUUAAAAGAUUAGCCAGAAAGUACCCCUAGAUCCAAUGAUAAACAAAUGUAAGAGAAAGUCCUACAUUAGUCUGAUGCUGGUCUGUACAAGUUAACAUAUUUUUCAAGACACUUCUAAUUCAUUUCUCUCCACAGCUCUGUCAAAAUUUAAAGACAUAUCAUUGAAUCCUAUUGGCUUUUUUUCCCUAAUGGAACAUUUGACAAAUUGACAAGCUUUGUCAAGGAUGCUGGCUACCAGGACCCACUAGUUUUUGUGUCAGAACAGAACUUUUGUGACAAAUAAAUACUGUGCUAAAAAGAUGCCAUACUACAUAUAUAUAUAUUGGUUUUUUUCUGUACUUCAUAAAAUAUUGUGAUAAAAUAUGGCAGCAACCAGAGACUGGUGAACCAAGCCAAUGAAAGGGCUAACAUGAAAAAAAUCAUCAGGUUUACUGAUCUCAAGCACUGGACCAACCACACCUUAACUAGAUCUGCUGCUGUUUUCCAACACCAAAUCUUAAAAAAGUUAUUUUGAAGCAUGAUUUAUUCUGGCAAUAAAUGCUUUUAAUACCA